This is a messenger RNA of Xenopus tropicalis (tropical clawed frog), 978 nucleotides long. It is a transcript of the gene hsp30c, whose product is annotated as heat shock protein 30C. The record is from RefSeq and is a predicted model, not a curated record. The transcript has a single exon. NCBI's taxonomy places the organism in Eukaryota, Metazoa, Chordata, Amphibia, Anura, Pipidae. Bases 185 to 832 code for a protein of 215 amino acids.
CUUCUGCCCAUAUACAGAGAGCACAUGGAAGUGUCAGGAAGGGCCCAGAACACUAAGUUAGGAAUAUAAAAGUGCCGGGGCUGUGACUGGCUGCAGUACUGAGAAGCAAGAAAGCAGCAGCGCACAAACAAGCACAAUCUCUCCAGCUCUUCUCUGACAAGAAGCUCCAGGAAAUCAGCAGAAGAUGUUUCCUGUCAGCCUCCUACAGCCCUCACACUCCCCUCUGUGUCCCUGCAGCCAGCCUGCACUCACACUCUGGCCAGCCACUCGCCUCAUCCUUGGCCAGCUGGGAGAUGACAUUCUGAGCAUGAGGAAUGACAUGGAGAGGAGAAUGCAGUGUGUGAAUGAGGCUUAUCGGCUCCUCUCUCAGGACAUGGAUAUGAGAAGAAUAACAGACCAGAGCCGACAGCCCAGAGCCGCAGAAACUGAGGGGACCUCUCCCAGCUCAGGCAAAGAUGGGAAGGAUCACUUUGAGCUGACGCUGGAUGUGAGGGACUUUUCUCCUCAUGAACUAACAGUGAAAAUGCAGGGAAGGAGAGUGAUUGUGACAGGAAAACAUGAGAGGAAAAGUGACAGUGAGGAUGGGAGCUACGUCCAUGAAUACAGACAGUGGAAGAGAGAAGCUGAACUGCCAGAAGGUGUGAAUCCUGAGCAAGUUGUGUGCUCCUUAUCCAAGGACGGGCACCUACAUAUUCAGGCUCCUCGGCUGGCACUGCCACCUGCCCCAGAGAGACCCAUUCCUAUCAGCAUGGAUCCGGCCCCCAGAGAUGCACAGGAAAUCCCACCCGAUGCCCAGAACAGCAAUGCAGAUGGCGAGCAACAGAUGGACUGAAAUCUCCCUGAUAACAUAAACCUUUAUAUGUCUAAAUAUUGAUAUUAUUAUUAUAUUUUAAUAUGAUUUUUAGCAAAUCAAAAUGCAUAUAUUUUAUAGUGACAAAAUAUAGUCUUUUUUUUUUAAUAAAGCAAAUUAAAAUAUGU